Molecule: messenger RNA, 1001 nt
Organism: Daucus carota subsp. sativus
Lineage: Eukaryota; Viridiplantae; Streptophyta; Magnoliopsida; Apiales; Apiaceae
Product: soluble inorganic pyrophosphatase 4
Exons: 9
Coding region: 150-788 (212 amino acids)
Biological process (GO): phosphate-containing compound metabolic process
Cellular component (GO): cytosol; cytoplasm
Molecular function (GO): inorganic diphosphate phosphatase activity; magnesium ion binding
Source: RefSeq, a predicted model, not a curated record
GUCAUCACAGCCGUCAGAUCAUGGAUAUCUACGGUUCAUGUGUGCACUAAAUUGGCAGGUGUAGAUUGCAUUUUAUUUCAUCAACCUCACGCUCACAUACAAACAACAGUUGAUAUCUCACUCUGCAUCCUUUCCCGUUCAAGAUAAGGAUGGCUCAGAACAAUGCUCAAGGAAGUGGAAAUAAACCAGGAAAAGUUGCUCUUAAUGAAAGGAUCCUCAAAUCUAUGUCACAGCGAUCUGUUGCUGCUCAUCCUUGGCACGACUUAGAGAUUGGGCCAGGAGCACCUGCUGUAUUUAACUGUGUGAUUGAAAUUGGGAAAGGGAGCAAAGUUAAGUACGAGCUUGAUAAGAAAUCCGGCCUAAUCAAGGUUGAUCGCAUUCUCUACUCAUCAGUAGUCUAUCCACACAACUAUGGAUUCAUCCCACGCACCCUUUGUGAAGAUAGUGAUCCAAUGGACGUUUUAGUGCUGAUGCAGGAGCCUGUAUUGCCUGCUACCUUCCUCAGAGCCCGUGCCAUCGGAUUGAUGCCAAUGAUUGAUCAGGGCGAGAAGGAUGAUAAGAUCAUUGCAGUUUGUGCUGAUGAUCCUGAGUUCCGUCAUUAUACAGACAUCAAAGAACUACCUCCCCACCGUCUUGCGGAGAUUCGACGUUUCUUUGAGGACUACAAGAAGAAUGAAAACAAGUCAGUCGCGGUAAACGACUUCCUGCCUGCUGAUGCUGCGGUAGAUGCGAUCAAGUACUCAAUGGACUUGUAUGCUUCUUACGUCGUGGAGAACUUGAGACAUUGAACUUCUUUCCUAUAGAGGGAGGGGAUAGACUUCUUGCCGCAUCUAGUAUGCUGGUAUUUAUUUAAAAUUGUUGGAUUUACUGAAAGGAUAAACAAUCCGUAUGGAUUUUAAACAAAAGAUGAUGUGCUUUUGCUAACAAUGCCUUGUCAAAGGCAACACUCUUUGUGGUUUACAACUGCUGUGUAUUAGUAUAGAUAUUUUGUUCUUUGGUUA